This is a messenger RNA of Cicer arietinum (chickpea), 2733 nucleotides long. Its product is annotated as protein OBERON 3. NCBI's taxonomy places the organism in Eukaryota, Viridiplantae, Streptophyta, Magnoliopsida, Fabales, Fabaceae. The record is from RefSeq and is a predicted model, not a curated record. Gene Ontology annotation, biological process: regulation of gene expression; maintenance of root meristem identity; root meristem specification. Gene Ontology annotation, cellular component: nucleus.
GCGCUGAAAAACCAAACCAAAUCAACUUUUAUUUUCUGAUUAGAAACUACUGUCCUUAUUCUUAAAAAAAAAACAAAAACAAAAACAGUAACCUUAUUAGUUGUCUUUGUGCCCCCCUUCUCUCUCUCUCUCUUUUUCUCCUUUGGCCAUGAUUGCAAGUAAGGAUCUUCGUAACGGUGUUGCUGAGUCUGAAGGUGAGAACUCCAGAAGCAAGUUGUCAAGGCCCAAUUUUGAGCCUAACAAGCGUUACCCAGAUAAGAAAGAUGCUGUAUUUCUCAGAGAUUCAGAUAUGGGUGCUGGUGGUGGUGUUCAUGUUGAUGGGCCCACCAAGGUUGUUGCUAGUAACUCAGGGUUACAAGAGCUUACCCUAAGUUACCUUUGUGGUAACCCAAAAUUUGAUCUUUCUGAGAAAGAUACUCCUGAUGAAAGUUUUCUGAAUUCCUUUGAAAAAAUGAGUCAAAAGGGUAAAGAGAUUAUGGUUUCUGAGAAUUCAAAUCAAGAUGGAAAAUGGGUUGAAAGAGAUUUCCUCAGUUUGAGUGAAACAAGAGAGGAUUCUUCAAAGAGAUCUGUUGAAGAAGAUGUUGAAAGAGAGAGAAUUAGGGAUAAAAAGCAAAAACUUGAGACAUUGAAUCUCUCUUUAGCUUUACCUGAUGUUUCACUUUCUCUCACUGCUUCAAAUGCUUUACACAACAAUGGUGAUCAACAACAAGUUAGGAACAAACCUACUCAUACAUCUUAUUCAAAUGAUUAUGCAGCUUCUUUGUCUUAUUCUUAUUCACACCCUUUUUCACAUAACCCAAGUUGCUCUUUGACUCGCAAUUCAACCGAUAAUUUCGAUUAUUCGAUGAGCAAAGAUGAUCAAAUUUGGAAUUGUGGUGAAGGGACUAAUGGUUCUGUUCAUAGCAGGUUCAAACCAAUAGGUGAUGGUGUUGUUGCUUUGUCCAAUCAUGGUGGUGUUCUUAGUUCCUUCAUGCAACAACAAGGUACUAAUAAUAAUAGUCAGUAUAAAACUACUAGUUCAGAAAAUCAUUCAUUUUUUCCUUCUGAAUUGCCUGCUAGACCUAGAUUUGAAGCUCAUUCAGGUGAUUCUAGAGGAAGAAACUCUGAGAGUCUGAGAAUCUUGGAAGGUGGUUUAGAUGGUGGUAAUAAGAUGAGGAAGGUUUCAAGAAUUGUGAGGGAAAUUGUUUCAGAAUCUAUCCCUAUUGUUUCAUUGACAACUCAAGAGCUUGCUGAUGAAGUCAUAGCAUCAACUAAGGAAUACUUGAAGAAUCUGAUUGAGAAAAGUGACAAGAAAGAAGAAUUGGUCAACCUUCAAAACAGGCUUGAAAGAAGGUCUGAUCUUACCAAAGAGACUCUUUCAAAGUGCAACAAAGUUCAAUUAGAGAUUUUAGUUGCUGUCAAGAUGGGACUUUCGAGCUUCUUAUCCGGUAAUCUUCAAUUAUCUGAGAUGGUUGAGGUUUUCCUGUAUAAGAGAUGUAGAAAUGUUACCUGCAAGAAUUUACUUCCUGUCGAUGAUUGUGACUGUAAGAUUUGUUCAGGAAAUAAAGGGUUUUGCAGUUCUUGUAUGUGUCCUGUGUGUCUGAACUUUGAUUGUGCAAGUAACACUUGUAGUUGGAUUGGUUGUGAUGUUUGUUCUCAUUGGUGCCAUGCUGUUUGUGGCAUCCAGAGGAAGCUCAUCAAACCUGGACCUAGCUUGAAGGGUCCUUCGGGGACCUCGGAAAUGCAGUUUCAUUGUAUUGGAUGCGGACAUGCUUCGGAAAUGUUUGGGUUUGUUAAAGAUGUUUUCAUGUGUUGUGCAAAGGAUUGGGGACUUGAGACGUUGUUGAAAGAGCUUGAUUGUGUGAGGAGGAUUUUCAUGGGAAGCGAAGAUUGCAAAGGGAAGGAAUUGCAUUUUAAAACCGAUGACUUGCUAUUAAAGCUUCAAACUAAAAUAGUAUCUCCUUCAGAUGCCUGCAAUUACAUCAUGCAAUUUUUCAGCUAUGCUGACAACAUGUCGAACUUUCCCGCUUCUGGUUUUUCUUCAAAGGAACUGGCAUCCACUCAAGCCAACCUUCCAAAAGACAUACUAUCUCUUCCAAAAUCUAGUUCUUCAAUACCGAAAUACUCAUAUGACUCGAGCUAUUCUAGGCCACCACAUUCUGGUUCCUCGUCAAAAGACCUCAAAGCUUCCAUCUUAAGUGAACUGAAAAACGAUGCUGAUCUCCAAUUGGCUGCUUUACUAAGCAAAGGUGGAAUUGAAAGUUUGGAGAGCAUUGUGCGGAUAAAGGAGGCGGAAGCGCGGAUGUUUCAAACCAAGGCAGAUGAAGCAAGGAGGGAGGCUGAAGGAUUCCAGAAGAUGAUCAGGACAAAGACUGCACAGAUGGAAGAAGAGUAUGCUACAAAGCUUUCGAAACUCUGUCUGCAUGAGACCGAGGAAACGCAGAGGAGGAAGUUGGAUGAACUCAAAGUCGUGGAGCAUUCGUAUUUCGAUUACUAUAAAAUGAAAAAGAGAAUGCAAGAUGAGAUUGAUGGUUUGUUGCAGAGAAUGGAGGCAACAAAGCAGCAAUGGGUUUAACUUUUUAAUUUUAUUGUUUUCUGAUUCUGGAUACUGCUAAAAACAUGUUUAAUUUAUUGAACUUCUGCUUUGGUAUUCUGGUGGUUGUUUCCAGAAUGAAUGAUUUUUAAUUUAUAAGUUAAUGAUUUUGGUGUUUCAUUGUUCAUAUAUUUUGAGAGCAUAAUAAUAAUUUUUCCUAA